Molecule: messenger RNA, 900 nt
Organism: Aureobasidium vineae
Lineage: Eukaryota; Fungi; Ascomycota; Dothideomycetes; Dothideales; Saccotheciaceae
Source: the annotation of a GenBank genome assembly
GUGAUUCGCUUCAUCAUGGCUCCAGUAAUAGGAUUGUCGCAUAUCACAGAUCCGCUUGCGACGCCCGACCAAUUGCAGACAACAGCCUCUCAGCUCGACAGAAUUCCUGCUGAUCUGGAGAUCUCGAUAAGAUUCGAAGGCUCAAGGCUGAUUCAAGCCGCUGGCAUUCUGUUACAUCUUCCUCAAGAGCUUAUUGCAGAAGCCAUCAUCAUAUUUACCAGAUUCUGGCUAGGCCCUGAAGGCGGAAGCUUGGCUGAAUAUGCUGCCAAGGAUGUGAUUGCAGCCUCAUUAUAUCUGGUGACCAAGCCUUCGGCGCAUACAGUAAGCCCUAGACGGCUUUUGAGCGUGCUAGCAUAUCUGAACAAAGUUCGACCAUCACUCGAUCUCGACUCAGCAAGCCAAGUCACCCCUGAAGCGUGCUUUCUCUCAGAAGGCUCCUACCAAGACGGGCGACUGGCGCUGAUCCACACGGAAGCGCAAAUGCUUCGUAUUCUAGGCUAUCAGACUCAUGUAUCCCUCCCGUACGCGAUCUACAUCAAUUACCUGCAAGCGCUGGAUGUAUUUACAACGUCUGAGAACGGACAGGCUCUGGCGAAGAAGGCAUUUGCACAUCUCAACUCGGCUCUGUUCAGUCCACAAUACCUUUACCUGACACAUCAACCUCCAGCCCUUGCUACGGCAGCUAUCUACCUUGCCGCCAAGGAGAUAGGUGUCAAGCUGCCUGGUGAAGAGUGGUGGGAAGUUUUCGACGUCGACAGAGAAGAGCUGGGCUUUUUGGUGGUCGCCUUGAUCUCCAUGGAAGGGUUUAUCGCUGAGGAGGUACAGAAGUGGACCAGGAGCAAGAUCCCACUGACUCUCGAAGACACUCAAGCUUGGAUUGACAGGGAGUCACGGCGUUGA